Zea mays is the source of this 1171-nucleotide messenger RNA. RefSeq lists its product as uncharacterized. The coding region runs from base 102 to 1052 and encodes 316 amino acids. The transcript has a single exon. NCBI's taxonomy places the organism in Eukaryota, Viridiplantae, Streptophyta, Magnoliopsida, Poales, Poaceae. The record is from RefSeq and is marked validated.
CUCAACCAUGCCCUUAAAGGUCAUCAUCUUCUAUUCGACCUCAGCUUGUCUGUCUCUCUAGUUAGCUAGCUAGCGCGAGCUUCAAGCCUCCACCUCCAGCCAUGGCAACCGGGCAAAUAAGCUCGACCCCACCAUCGUUCUUCAAUUUCCUCAAAGAAGGCCUGCUCCUCCCGAGCCACAACCGGAGGCUCUUCGCGGCUGUCUUCACAGUUAUCGCCGCCUCCACCUGUCUACUCCUCGUCGGCAACGACCUCGUCGUCCAGCCCCUCGCAGUCGAGCUUAAUCUCGACACAAAGGCGCUCAACAGCACCGAUUUCCGUAGCCCGGACUUACUUCCACUCAUCCGGAAGACCCAAGCUGACACCAGGGCUCUCUUGCUCACCAGCACAGCCUAUUUUCUGUUUGGCGCCGUCAUCAGAUCAGCCAUCCAGAUCGUCGUCUUCUUUGCCGCCGUCUCGACAUAUUCCGGUGAGCUGCACACCUUCGGGUCGCUCCUCGGCAGAGUCAAGGCGCAGGUGAAAGGCCCCGUGCUUACGUUCGCCUUCGUCUGCGCACUGGAGAUCACCUACGUCGCGCUCCUUGUCGCCAUGUCUACUCUGGUCAUGGUCCUCAUGAUCAAGAAAUACUACGGUUUGUUCUUCGUGGGGUCGCUGCUCCUCCUGCCUCUCUUCGUCUUCCUCGUGUACUUCUCCUUCCUCUGCUCCAUGAGUGUCGUCGUGGCAGUGGCCGAGCCCGGCUGCUACGGCGCUGGUGCUCUUGGGAGGGCGUGGCGGCUGCUGAAGGGGAAGCGCAGACGGGUCAUGCUUUUCAUUUCUGUCACUGGCGUGCUCGCCGCAGCCUUGACCCCUAUGUACACUCUGGCCAAGAGACGCGAGCUUACUAACAUGGCAGCAGGGUUGCUCCUGGAGUUUCUGUACGUCAUCUUGAUGUCCGCCUUGCAGCUGUUUGCGACCUGCACCAUGGCCGCGUUCUACUACGAGUGCAAGGGGAGCACCGAGGCAUCGGCGGCGGAGUACGUCAAGGUUUCUACCAAGGAGCAAAUUGCUGCUUGAUUAUUAAUGCAUACGAUCUGUUAAUAUCGGUCGAUGUUACCCUGUUUUCUCCAAUUCAUUUCAGUUUUCGUGGAUGUGAAUAUGUGAUUUGAUAAAAGGAAUAAGUGCAGUUUGCUUAA